CUUUCAGAAGGAAUAGAGAACAGUUGAGAAAGUGCAGACUAACACAGCAGUGAUGAGGAACCCGGCUGCCAUAGUUGCCAUUGCCUUUACCAUCUGGAUCGCAACAGAUGCCGAAAAAGUGAGUCCCUGCUGUGUUGCUGUCUCCCGGUACAUGGAGGACGUUACCAUCACAGGUUACAGAUUACAGGAGAAAAACCUUCCAUGCAUUAAAGCUGUUGUUUUUCAGACAGAAAGGGGACAGUUCUGCAUUGAUCCAUAUCAGCCCUGGGUGAAGAAGAAGAUCAUUGAGUUUAGGAGGUCACAAAAGAACAAAAUGUCUCCAACCUCUGCCUCACUGCAUCUGACCUCAGCACCACGCGAUUCAACUGCUAGCACUCAGAGGGUGAAACAACAAACCACAGCUCACUUCAGUGAAUAAAAAAUUGCAGUGAUUGUGAAAAAAAACAAAAAAACUUUUGUAUUUAAAGCUAUAAUUAUUUUGUAUUUAUGUCCAGUUUGCACCCAUAAUAGGUGUUUAUUUAAAAUAUUUAUAACUGUAAAAAAUGUAUACCAUAUAUAUUUAUAACUGAAAACCAAUGUUUGUUAUUGUUUUGUUGCUGUUUGGCUACAAAAAGAGAAACCAAUAAAAUUGGUUCAGUCUGA
This is a messenger RNA of Pangasianodon hypophthalmus (striped catfish), 642 nucleotides long. RefSeq names its product C-C motif chemokine 24-like. The coding region runs from base 53 to 418 and encodes 121 amino acids. The transcript has 4 exons. Gene Ontology annotation, biological process: immune response. Lineage: Eukaryota; Metazoa; Chordata; Actinopteri; Siluriformes; Pangasiidae. The record is from RefSeq and is a predicted model, not a curated record. Gene Ontology annotation, molecular function: chemokine activity. Gene Ontology annotation, cellular component: extracellular region.